GAAAGCUCUCUUCCAUCUGGUACCAAACAUAUCAAGUUGACAAUUCCUGCACUGCGGCUAGGCUCUUUGAAAGCCUUCAAGCAUCCAGCACAUUACAUACGACCACAAACUUGGUCAAAUUUCAGGUCUGAUGGAAUUGUCAUACUGAAAAAGCGUUGUCGCCUACCCGGAGGUAGACUGUAGCCUGUGCCCGCCAUCGUACCGGACUGAACCCGAAUCAGACCACUUGGAUGAACUUGAUCGACAAGGUGUUUUCAAGCGUCCAUCGCGGAUUCUUGCCACAUCGUGCACUUAAGCAUAUCUACUGGAUGCAAAGUAAUAUUUGCAUUUUCAACAACUUCAACAUUUGUCAACCUGGGUUGACAGCCGCCCACUACGCUGUCCCAUGCUCCCCGUCGCAUUGCGAAGUACGAGAGACCGCAUUUUGGUCCAUUCGACUGCCCUGCCACCCAGAAAACUCAAAUUGGCUGAGUGCGAACCAACUGUGUGCGCCCAACAAAGGAAAGCUGGCUUAAAGCUACCGGGACCAUCUACCCAGUAGUUACACGAUUUCCGCAACUUUGAAUUGGCCUUACUUAUUGGGGGACAUUGGUGUACCAUCUCUCGAAACUGAAUCCGGCCCGUCGCAUAAUAAGGGGCCCCUUUACUACGUCCUGUUUCGACGUGACACAGCUCUUCGGAGCGUCAGUGAGACGGUUUGCUUGCAUCACUACAACGAGCCAGGGGGCGGACGACAAGAUGGACCCGAAUCUUCUAAGGCACAUGGAGUACUUUACGGUGCCCAACGCCCAGACCAGCAAUGCGGCGGAACGCGCUGCGAACCUGACCCGUUCGAGCGGUACCGGCCAGCCAUACCCAUUAUGGAACCCUUCCACCCUCGGGGCCGACAUUGACUUCUCUUUCAACCCGCAGGGACUGGAAGGCAUGGGAUCAUUCGGAGCUUUCGAACAACCUCAGGACCAAGACAACAGCGGUACUGCAUUUGAGCCCCCACAGCGGCAGAGAUCAAUAUACACCCAAGGCCCAAGGACUCUAGUUCCAACCCGAACGCCGAAACCACCAUCUCGAGAGAAACCUGAGAGGAAGCGUUCAAAGUUGAGCACGGAUUCGACGCCCUUCGACUCGGUCGACUACUGGCUUCAGUUUGACAACGAAGAAAUAAUACCCGAGGAGCCGGGCGCAGAGGCGAGCACGACCACUCAGGGCGAGACGGCAGCCAAGUCCACAGCACAGGAGUCGCACAGAUCCCAAAAACAAAAACGACAGGGUGAAGGGCAAGCUGCAUCUCAAUCUGGUUCUAGAACAGCACAACUAAAACUCGAGGAUUCCCUUGAUGAUAGCGCACUGGAGAAUGCUCUCUCUGAUGAUGAGCAAACAUUUGCUUCGAUCAGUCUGGCGGAGCAGCUUUCGAAAAUCGAUUCGACUGCACCCACAGAAAUCCCACAACGAGAAAGUCUUUUCUCGACUCCUUUGAGCUGGGAGCGGCCACAGCCGGGCUUGAGGAUGGACUCUGUCAUGAGCACACAAUCCAGGAGCACACUAGAUCUAGCCGAACAACGGCGUCUCAUAGCAAUAGCGAUGAACCGGGGGACAACUUCCGGUGGGCUCGGCUCGAGUAUGGCUGAUCAGUAUUCCCAGUAUCAGACUGAUUUUGGAUCAGCUAUGAGUGGGUUUGGCUUAGGAACAGCAUCGAUGAGCCAGUUGCUCAGCAGCAUGCCGCCUCCAAACACCGUUCCACCUAAACAGGCCCAACCACAAAGACCAGACAAAGGGAAGGAGAAGGCUGGUGCCAAGGGCGAUCGGACUGCGCAUAACGAUAUCGAGCGCAAAUAUCGCACAAACCUGAAGGACAAAAUCGCGGAAUUGAGAGAUGCCGUUCCUGCGUUGCGAACAAUCCCAGAGAACGAAGAGGAUGGCGAGGAUGCGGGCCAGCCUUCACGUGGCCCAAAAGUCAGCAAGGGUGCUGUUCUUACCAAAGCCACCGAGUAUAUCCACUACCUGGAGAAGAAGAAUAAGAUGAUUGUGCAACAACAUCAGGAGCUCUCGAAACGACUACAAGCCUUUGAGCAGCUUCUUAGCGCCACAGCUCGGCCUACAUAUCAAAUGCCGAAUUAUAGCAGAACACUGUUCGACCCAAGAGCAUUCUGCUAAUUUUAUCUCUGUUGCCUAGACGAAGAGAAGCGCAUUUCAAUGUAAAUAUUUCUUAUACGGCAAUCACUACUCUUUGCAUGAGAUAUGACCAACUACAGAAGAACAACGAGACCAUUCAAAUAGAUAUAUCGGUUUCUGGUCUCUUCAUUUUCACGACUGGUUGUUGCGAUCACCCAAGGUUGAUGAAACAGACAUUGAUACCUAUGAUAAGGGUGGCAGUAGCGUCAAAAGGCUAGAUUCCCGGAUCAUACAAAAUGAUGACUAAAAUGAUACAAAGAGUUUACUUUCUCUGGUUAUGAGUAAUUUACAAAGCUGAGUGAUAAGCAGCGACCAUUGCAAUAAUUAUGGUCAUGCCCGCAGAGCUUCCACAUCAGCCACCUCCUUGACAGCCUCGGAUGUUAACACGAGUGGCACGUCGUCUAAAACACAAAUACUGUCCUCGAUGCGUAUGGCCAUUCCGCGGAAGGGCUCAGGCCACCUUUCGUCGUCAGGCACGUAAAUACCAGGCUCGACUGUGACACAAUGACCUUGCUGCAGGGGCACACUCCUAGAAUAUCCAGGCGUAUCAUGGACAUCCAGGCCAACGUAGUGACUCAAGUGAUGAGGGAACAAAGUCUGUAUUGUCCGCCCAUUCCUUCCAUCAAAUUCAAAGCCCAGCUGUAUCAAUUGAUCUCGCAGUCCAUCCUGGGCAAUCAUGUGGAUCUUGUCCAGAGAAAAUCCCGAAUCCGCACGACACAACGACACAGCCGACCGCUGUACCUUGAGUACGGCUUCAUACAGGUCCCGCUGAGCAGGGGUGAACUUGCCGUUGAUGGGCCAUGUCCUGGUGAUGUCUGUGAUGUACGUGCCGUACUCACCACCGGCGUCCACCAGUACCAUCUCGCCCGGCGGCAGAUCGCGGUUGUUGUGCACGUAGUGAAUCAUGCUACCACGGGACCCGCCCGCCACAACCGGCACAUAUGCCUGGCCGUCGCAACCAGUCGUGGCGAACGUGUGGUCCAAGAACAGGGCAAGGUCACGCUCAUACUUCCAGUCGGAGCCGGAUGCAUCACCCCGCAUUGCGGCCGUGAAAGCUCGCCCCGAGACACGACCUGCGUGGCGCAUGUUGGCCACCUCGGCGGGGGACUUGAUGGCGCGCAGGGAGUUGACCAGCGGCGCGAGCGGCUUCACCGCGCCGGUGCCACCACCGUACGCGGGGGCGUCUGUGUAGAUGGCCGGCGAGGCGGCCUUGGCCAGCUUACCAACCUCGUGUGCGGCGGCGGAGAUGGGCCCGGCGACGUCGGCGUUCCACACGUCCAUGGCCGCCUCGACGCCACUCCAAGGGCCUGACCACUGCUCAGCCGUGGCGUCCUUGGGCCUGACGUACAGUCUGAAUUCGUGGUCGUGCUGACCGGUUUUCCGGAUCACGGCCACGGCAUCCUGUUCGGCGAAUCCCGUCAGGUACAGGAAAUUAGAGUCUUGGCGGAAGGGGAAGAAGACGGCGCCAGAGCGGUACCUGAGCUCGGCCGAGACCAGGAUAGCGAUUCCAUUUUCGGGGAGAAGAGCUGCAAGGUUUUGACGGCGAUCAUAGUAUUCUUGUGCCGAGAUUCCUGGUGUUAAUUCUCCAGCCUUUAGUAAGUGCGGGUGAGUCUCAUGAACUGGCUGGCCAAAUUGCAAUUCAGAGGCUGAAACUGUCGUGGCAAUCCCCCUUUUACCAAGUCUCUGCGGUGAAUUCGUCCAUGGUGAAGGUGAAUGCUGCAAAGCUCUGAUUCUCGAUGGGUUUAGUUGCAAGAUCCCACUCGCUAAUGUCCCUCGACAUUUCAAUGAUGACGAUGCCCUCGUUGUUUUUCUGCAAAUUCCCACAAGAGCUUGCCGCGCUAGAGGGAAUGCCAUUUUGACUUUCUUUAAAAAG
Pyricularia grisea is the source of this 4042-nucleotide messenger RNA. RefSeq lists its product as uncharacterized. The transcript has 5 exons. The coding region runs from base 739 to 2151 and encodes 470 amino acids. Gene Ontology annotation, molecular function: protein dimerization activity. NCBI's taxonomy places the organism in Eukaryota, Fungi, Ascomycota, Sordariomycetes, Magnaporthales, Pyriculariaceae. The record is from RefSeq and is a predicted model, not a curated record.